UAACGUUACUAAAAAGAGGAAGCAGAAGAUCUUUUUCAACUGAGAGGAAACUCCAAACUCUGUAAUAAAUACAAUAUUAUUCACCAGAAGACAAAACCCACAGAAGGAGAAGAGAUUUGGGAUUACUUCACCUCGUUUGCCGUCAGUCACAGAUAAAAUGUCGUCUGGAAUCCAAGAAGAGCUGUCCUGCCCCGUUUGUCGAGACAUAUUCAGAGACCCUGUUGUUCUGUCGUGCAGCCACAGCUUUUGUAGAAACUGCCUGAAAAGAUGGUGGAGAAAGAAAGAAAUACGCCAGUGUCCUGUUUGUAAGAGUGCAUCUAGAAAGAAAAACCCACCCUGUAACUUGGUGUUAAAGAACCUGUGUGAGAACUUCUUACUGGAGACAAAUCAGAGUGCUUCAGCAGAGUCCGAGUCGCUCUGCGGUCUGCACUCGGAGAAACUCAAACUCUUCUGUCUGGACCAUCAGGAGCCAGCGUGUCUCAUCUGCAGAGACUCAAAAACUCACAGCAACCACAGAUUCAGACCCAUCGAUGAGGCUGCGCAGGAUCACAGAAAGGAGCUCCAGAUCUCACUGAAACCCUUACAGGACAAAUUGAAGGCCUUUGAACGAGUUAAAGGAAACUUUGUUCAAACAGCAGAACACAUUAAGGUUCAGGCCUUUCACGCAAAGAGGCAGAUUAAGGAGCAGUUUAAGAAGCUUCACCAGUUUCUAGAUGAGGAAGAGGAGGCCAGGAUCACUGCUCUGAGAGAGGAAGAGGAGGGGAAGAGUGCAAGUAUGAGUGACAUGAUUGUAGCUCUGAGCAGAGAGAUAGCAAGUCUCUCAGAAACAAUCAGAGCCGCAGAGGAGGAGCUGAGAGCACGAGACAUCACUUUCCUGCAGAACUACAAGGCUGCAGUGAGCAGAGUCCAGCGGUGCCCCCAGCUUGAUGAUCCACAGCUGGUGUCAGGAGCUCUGAUAGAUGUGGCCAAACACCUGGGCAACCUGACCUACAACAUCUGGAACAAGAUGAAGAAAAUGGUCUCCUACUCUCCUGUGAUCCUGGAUCCAAACACAGCUGAAUCACAUCUCUGCAUAUCUGAAGAUCUGACCAGUGUGAGCCUUGGAGAGAGGCAGCAGCUUCCUGACAAUCCAGAGAGGUUUGACGGCUAUCCGAUCGUCCUGGGCUCCCAGUGUUUCGACUCAGGGACUCACAGCUGGGAUGUUGAAGUUGGAGACAGUCCAAACUGGCUAGUUGGUGUGGCUGAAGAAUCAACUAAAAGAAAGGGACAAACAGACUUUAAGUGUGGAUUAUGGGCUGUGUGGUUCAGUAAGGGUAGUUAUUUCAUACGUUCCCCACUAGAUUCGUCCUCCUUUCAUCCAAAGAAAAAGCUCCAGAGGAUCCGAGUUUGCCUGGACUGGAAAAGCGGGAAGCUGUCAUUCUCCGAUCCUGACAUCAACAUUCACACCUUCAUACACACUUUCACCCAGAAACUUUUUCCAUUUGUUUACACCAAGAACGAACUGCCAUUGAAGAUAUUACCACGAGUGUCUCAUGACAGUGCAGACUCUGAUAGUGAAGGAGAUCACGAUGAAGGUGGUGAAACUGUUAAUGGCAUUCUUGAUGAGGACGAUGAUGUUAUUCAUGAUGUUGAUCAUGAUGAUGAUGAUGAUGAUGACUGACGCUUAUAGCCACAUACCAAUGUUUUCCCUUCAAGUGUAAAAAAACCAAACUAAAACCUAUAAAAUACUAGGUUGGUUGCAAACUGCAUUUAGAAAUUGUGCAAAGCAAUUCUUUCCUGCUAAUUAAAGCUAAUAAAAAACAAACUAAAAAGAAAUACUAGAACUACACCCAACAAAAUUGGACCAUACAAUCCAUAAAACAAAUGAUAUUUUGUUCUGCACUGAAAAUGAUCUGAUAGCUAAUUCUAUUAAAAUGCUAAAAAGGCACUAAGAGCACAAACAGAGUAGUUAGGUCCAGUUCAAUUAGUCAAGCACAGAGGGAUUGGCUACAGCUGUCAAUGAAAGUGGCCACAGCAAUAAAGAAAGGUAAGUACAACAGAAGAAAAAUGAACACAGGGUUACACAGCCCUACUUUAUGGUGGAUACACAAACUUGUAUAACACCUCAGUGUCAUACAGAGACUGUGAUAGAAAGAUCACUUAGACACUAUAAGCACAAAGAAAAGGCUGUAAUAUGAGGUUGUGACUGUCUAUGAUCAAAAACACUGACUGCAACAGAUGAAGUAGACUAUUUUUUAUCAAACUAACAAUAUUUGCAGCUGUUUGUUAUCAUCUAAACAGUAACAGUAAAUAUAUUUCAUUUUGAAUCCUU
Molecule: messenger RNA, 2311 nt
Organism: Oreochromis niloticus (Nile tilapia)
Lineage: Eukaryota; Metazoa; Chordata; Actinopteri; Cichliformes; Cichlidae
Product: zinc-binding protein A33
Exons: 2
Coding region: 158-1660 (500 amino acids)
Molecular function (GO): protein binding; zinc ion binding
Source: RefSeq, a predicted model, not a curated record